AGGAUACCGAAUAGCACAGACCGUCAUGCGUGCAUAAUGUGUUUCCGGGUAUGUUGCAGGUGAUUACCGGUUUUUGAACCGUCGAUGGUCCUAUACAUCAAUGGGAAGACAUAACGGUUUUGGAAAGCCCUGCUGAAGUGAAGUUUUUUGCUUGAAUUACUCUCGAACCCCACUGGAUGUGAGCACUCAUCUGUAUUGUUAUGCAAAGUAUUGGAAGUGUGAACCUAAGAGUGUACUUUAGAAGUCAUUGUUCAAGYAAACAUUUUGGAGAACCUUAAGUCCCUAUGGCUUCAUGAAUGCAUAGAGCCCCAGAAAUUAGUGAAGUACUGCUGGAUAACCGAAUUUCAGGGAGAGGGCCAGGGACUCAAGACAUGGAGGUCGACGGAGAGGUACUCAAACCUACAAAUGAUGCACUUCUAGAAAGGGAGGAGAGGAUUGAGGUUGGGGACAAUGGGAUGGAGAGGACCUCUGAGGUCCUAUCGCCACUGGAGGCCCUGGCUCCCUCGGACAGUCUUGACAUUCAGGAUCAUGCCACAUCAGGUCCUGUGAUGACAGACCAUGGCCAUACAGAGAAGAUCCCAGGGGGAGUUGAUUUAGAGCCCCCUAUAGACUGGUUUGAACCCCUGGAGGAUGACAAUUAUGAAGAUGACACACAGGGCUUGGACAUGGGCCUUGCUAUGGGGGAGCGACACAUAAAUAGCAGAGGGGAUGCUGAAGAGGAGAGUGUUGCAGGGAGCGAAAGGAGCGGAAGCGUGGCAGGCAGUGAGAGGAACAUCAAGAACAACAACAACCUGUUUUCUGUUUAUAGGCGGAAGAAAAGAGUGAAAACUGAAGAGGGCUGGGAGGACUGCCCGGCACUUGGAGAGGGGUGGAAGCGCAAGGCGGUUGUUCGUCGCUCGGGUUCUAGUGUUGGCCAGAGUGACGUUUAUUACAUGAGUCCGAGUAAUGAGCGUGUGAGAAGUAGGGUUGAGCUUUCCAAAGUCCUGGCAGAUACUCUGGACAUGACAAUGUUUGAUUACAAAGCAGGGGUGUUCAGGGGUGCUGGACAACCCAAGACACUGCGCCUGAGAAAGAAGAUACGGAAGGAUCAUUCUACCUCAGUGGACUGUGGCUUUUCCUCAGAGUCCAGCUCCAUGGGCACACCAAGCAGAGACCCCCAACUCCAACAUAUCACUCCCCCAAGACCAAACACCUCUCUCACACAGAUAAGCUCAGCCUCUGUCGCUCAUGAUGUGGAAGGUAUGAAGCACGGUGCAACUAAACUGCCCUGGAGCCCUGUGUCAGCGCUUUCAGUCUCCAUCAAUGGGAAGGCUGGUUCAGAGCCCUCCUUUUGCGUCUGUACCAUUUGUGAUAAUUCAUACACAGGCUUUGAGUAUGAAAGACAGAUGAAGAAUCCCUGUUGCCCCAAAUGCAGGGGCAAGAAUCCAGUUUAUCAAAGAUUCAGGAAGUGGAUUCCUUGUGGUAACUGUAAGGCUUGCCUUACCACAGAGGAUUGUGGGAGCUGUGCUAACUGCAAAAAAGCUCUGAACCCUGACUCCAGAAAACCUGUCAGCUGUCGGAAACGCAAAUGUUUAUGUCCGAUCCGCAAGCACAAACCCGAAAGUCCCCAAAAGUUGGAUCCCCAUCCCAUGACGAAUUUCAAGAUUGACAGCYGAGAAUUGCAGAACUCCACUCCUCAAUACAGUGACCCCGAAGACUUCUCUGUGAAUGUCGAUAUAGAUGAUGACGAUGAAGAGUUUGAUGGUGAUGAUGCUGACUAUGAGGCUUGGAUAAGGAAACGUAAGCGACGCUCCUGUGGGAAGUGUGAAGCUUGUAAUAGUAGGAUGGACUGUGGCACUUGUGAUUUCUGCAUAGACAAACCGAAGUUUGGAGGCAGCAAUAAGAAGAGACAGAAGUGCCGUCUGCGGCAGUGCCAGAAACAGGCCAUGAGACACUUGUUGCCCUUUCAGUUGGGUCAGACUGAUUUUGGGUCCGAAGAGGGGUGGGUGCAGCUUGGCAGGCCUAGACCUCACUUUACAUACAGUCGCAAGACUACCCCAAAGAAAAGUAAAACACCGCAGCGGGAAGUGGACCUGGAGUUCACUGAUGAUAUAGACGAGCCUCUGCAGGUAGAAGAUGAUCACUCCAUGGAAACAGCACAUUGGCGCCCUAUGCUUCCCAGCAGUAGCAUACCCCAGGAUGAGAACUUCAGAAACCAGCUACCGACAGUCCAGGUGCAUAAAGAGACGAUGGAAAUUGUCAAAAAGAAUGCGCUUAUGGAGCGUGUCCCGCAUAUCCUCAACCAUUUAAGUUCUCCAGCAUAUUGCACACUGUUCAAACCGGCGGAUCCCCCAGUGCAAUAUGGUGGACCUCCAGGUGAGAAUACGUCCUUGGCAGCCCCAGAUGGACAGAGUGGAAUGAACGGAGGAAGGCUAAGUGUGGAGAAGGAUGUAGAAAUGCCGUCUGGAGAGCCUGAAGUAGAGGAGGUCACACCUAUGAUCACUCAGAUCUUCAGUUUGGCUGACAGUGCAGGAACAAGUGGGAUUGACCAGGACCAUGAACUGCUAAAGCUACUGGAGUCCCUGCGCAGCUCUGCACUCCCCACACUCUGGUUUGCCAUAAUGGUGGAGGGCCCGACGCUACAGCUACUGCAGUGCUCCAAGCUCUCCCACAUGGUGGACACAACUGUCCAGAUUGAUCUAGGCUUCUGCUAUCAGAUCUGUGUACAGGGCCAGCAGCUGCUCCUCACCCACCCACUGUAUGAAGCUCACCCAUCUGGCCUGACCUCUGUGCCCCAGGUAGUGAACCUGCUGCUAGAUCUGGAGAAGUACAAUGUGUGCCAGGGGGUCCCGAACAAGGAGCAGCCAUUCAGCCAGGCUCCAAUCAUUAUUGAGCGGGCAUCGACCUGUGACUUUCUGGUACUUAAAGAAACAGAGCACUGUCCGAAGUGUAAGGCCUUAUCCUGUAGCUAUUAAGAACAUUUGGUGCCGCAGGAGAAAACGAAGAAAUGGCCACAGUACACACAGCAUCACACCUCUGCUCUCACAAAACAUCUCAAGUCUUUGCUGGGGAUGGACAACCAGAACUGGUUUACACACUUACCACUGGACUUUGCAAUUAAAUGUAAGACAUUUUGAAACGGGAUGUUUUAUUGCCSUUUUCGUAAGUAUAUCUUACCAAUAAAUGUACAAAUCAUUAUYGUUUAAAGCCUGCUUUUUUGCAAUAGCUUUUCAGGUUUAUUGAGGCACUAGUACAGAAUACAGAUAUUAUAGCUUUCAGCCGCUCUCUGACACCCAAUGUGAACCGUGUGUUCUGUUUAUUUUUCUCUUGUUUAGUGCUCAGUGUGGAAGGUCACAGUGCAUCCACAUUUCCUCAUUUAGAUAGAUAAUAAGUGGUUUAUCUUGGUAACGUAAGCAACCUUCAACCUUGACCAUAAGCACAUGAACAUUGUUCGAUUAGAUCAUUGAUUUAUAAAUUAAUCAAUAUGUGAAACCAAUGUCCCACAUGAAGACCUAAAUGUAUGGGAUUAUCACAUUCUGUCAACCGUUGGCUGAUCUAACCCAAUGUUGUUGUUUUGAGAGCAGGGCUUCCAGAACCUCUUCUAGAGGGUGAGACAGUCAUAAUCCUUAUAAGCGUCAUCUUCCCAUUGCCAUUGUCAAUCAUCAUCUGAAGAGAACCACAGCCAAACGGCUUGCUUGAUUUAAAUGACUCUGUCGGUAGCAUGUUAUAUCUUUCACUGCUCAUGGAGAUUCUGUUAAGUAUCUACAGUGAGGUUGCUCUAUUCAGAUAGACACAUCUGAAAAAUACAGAUGUGCUCAAAUUGAAGCAUUAGUACUUAGUUCUCUUUAAAGCUGUUUUCUAAAACAUUUAUUUUACAUGAAAUUAAAAUCUGCAUUUGAAAAAAGUAAACACUGAAAUGAUUCUGUCAUGACCUGUGAGUUCUAUUCCUAUGGUUCUGGUCCUUCUUUUUACAGUCUAUGCUCUGAUCAGUGUGUUCUUUCUACUUUACACUGCUAUGCCAUUGAGUUUCUUUAUAAGGUUUGGUAUCAUGGAGAAAUAUGCGUUUGUAAAAUGAGCAAAUUCUGCUGAUUUUUAAUAAAGCCUAUUUUUCCAAAUUAA
Molecule: messenger RNA, 4098 nt
Organism: Salvelinus sp. IW2-2015
Lineage: Eukaryota; Metazoa; Chordata; Actinopteri; Salmoniformes; Salmonidae
Source: RefSeq, a predicted model, not a curated record